GGGCUCCAAAUUUGAAAAGGUGGCUGCUCGGUGACUGUGGGCCAGCAUGAAGCAAACACAAAUAAGGACGAGGGGCGCAUUCUAACUUCUUCAGCUGAUCCCGACCAAACAACACUGGCUUCACAUUGGCCCACUUUCAUCUACAAGUCACCUCACCUCCUGGUUCUGGGGGGAAAUUUGCACAUCAGAGGAGGAAAAUGCAGUACACACCUGAAUCCAAUGUUUACCCUGCCAGGUGCAAAGAGCAGCACUGUUAUGAUGACUGCUUUGACAGUGGAUACUCCGGGUUAUUCCACAGUCCACAGAGCAUCAGUGGAGUGGACUUCUGUAGGUCUUUGUCACCUGUUGAAUUCAAUGAGACGCCCAAAGAGAACCUCAGACUUCCUGUCACACCGAAAGAGAGGAGCAGAGAGUCGGCCAGGUUUUUGGACAAGGACUCCAGGGCAACACAGCUGCCAUCAACAGUUAGUUGGUGUGAAACUCCAAAAGUGUAUAAAAGAGAUGCCUCGCUGCGACACAGACUUCUGAUGUGCAACUCGAACACAGAUGUCAAAACUGACAACACAAGAUCAAUGAGCAACAGAAGGACUGAAUCUUCCACCAUCAGUAUCCAGUCUGAUCACUGGCUCAGUGCAUCGUUGGACUCUCUAGACUCAGUGAUGGGGGCUUUGACAUCAAGCACAUUAAACCUAAAACAGGACCUGCCUUUAUCUGGCAGGAAACGCCGUGUCCUUUUUUCACAGAUGAGGACCUCCACUCUUGAAGAUGGUAAACUCCACUCUGGUCAUCCUGCUGAUUUUGAGAGAAUAGGUUCCCUUUCAAGUGCAGAUUUCAGUAAGAGCUUUUCUGCCUCUGAUCAAAUGAUUAUUGAGACUCCGAACUCUAGAAAAUCUCUGCCUGUCUCAUCCAAGGAAAACUCUCAAUCACCAGUCAGUGUUGUGAAAAAUGACCUCAAUUACUUCUUUUGCAGUCCAUCCUCCUCACAUACACCAAGGUACAUCAGGUUGGUGUGUGAAGACAGUGGUUUCAGUUCCCAAGACUCCUCAGUGGACCACGAUGGCUCAUUCCAGGAGCUGCUGCUCGCUGCCUCCAGAAGAAACUGUGAAACCCCAAAUCUGGCGGAGGCAAAGCGGCGCUCCCGUUUGCAGCGUCAGCACAGGCUCUCCACGCUAAAAGAAGGGGGCUCUCAGUCAGAGGAAGACCCAGCAGACAGAAAACAUGAACAUCUUAAUCUGUGCCACAGCUCUUCUAAAGAUGUUUUUGCUGAUGAUGCUACUCCUCGCAGGGUUCUCUCUAUUAAAUGUGAUAAUAGUAUGACUUUUGAUGGUUUGACCUAUUCAAAACCAGAUUAUGCCACCCCUCUCAGAGCCAUCUCUGCCAAGCCAGAAAACAUGACACCUUUAGGCACAGCUCCUUAUCCAGAUGUUACCCCUCUCAGGACAACCCCAGUAAAUCUCUCACUGACUCCAGCUUUGCAGCUUGUUCAUGCUAUGUGCCAGCAGAAAGCUCAGAUGUUUGCUGGCCAAAGUCCAAGCCUGAAGGAGCAGUUGAAGUCCACAGCAGCACUGGCCCAGACCCCGGUGACAUUUAGGACAGCUAUGCCAUUGGCAGGACUGAUUGGCAGGAAGAUGGGGGUGGGAAAGGUAGACAUACUCACAGAACUGAAGAAGAGGAACCUCAGGCACAUCCUCGCUGUCAUCCUCAGUCACCUUGCCUCUGAGAGCAUCCACAGGUGUGGUCAAGUGUGUAAAAGCUGGAGUGAAAUUAUCCGGCAGGACAAGCGGGCUGCCUUCAGGAUUAGAAGCUAUCUGAGUGAAGUGACUGCCUCUCUUGAGCUCAGUGGUGCAGUCCACGUCCCUGAUGCAGAGACCAGACUGACUCUUCUAAAGAGGUCGGCCCUCAAGACGGUUCAGGCUCAGUCCAGGACUUCAAUCUACUGCACCCCGCAGUCAGGAAAUAGAACUUCAAUCCAACUACAGCACUGUGUCGUACAUUCAGUCAGCAGCAGCAAACGAGAGAAAUAUCUAGAAGUUGCCAAAACUCUUUUCAAUGAUGAGUGCCUCAAGCCCUGCCCUAGAUGUCAGCAUCCUGCUAGAUGUCACUCGGUGAAAGGGGAAGGUGUGUGCAGUAGAGACGACUGUGGUUUCAAGUUUUGCACCGCUUGCUUGUGCACUUUUCAUGGAUCUAGAGAGUGUGGCAGCCAGUCUGUUGGCCGUCGCAAAAAGGACAUACUUCUUCCAGGAAGUGCUCAAAGUCGUAGAAACGUCAAGAGACUAUGAGAAGGGAACUCUAUUCCUUCUUGCUAUGCCAGAGUCCAUUAAGCACUUUUUUCACCUGCUUUAUAGGGAGAAUGAAGCUUUGCAACAAUGAAACUGAUUCGUGGCCAGUACAUUGUUCUAUGCUCAUUAUUUUGUCUUUGUACCUGUCUAUGUACUGUAUGAACCUUUUUUCAACUCAACUCUUUCUUCUGAGUUUUUAAUUAUGAAUUUGAAGGAAGGCUCCCAGCAAUACAUUGUUUAAAUUUAGCUGUUGGUGUAAUUCUCAAUACGGUGUUCAAGUGUAGAUACUGUUUUUUUGAAAUUCCUGAGAUUUUCAGCUUUUACCAAUGUCUUUUCAGAUCAGUUUUUAAAUAAAUCUUGUCAUUAUUUUAUUUUUUA
Messenger RNA from Pleuronectes platessa (European plaice), 2657 nucleotides. It is a transcript of the gene fbxo43, whose product is annotated as F-box protein 43. The coding region runs from base 198 to 2279 and encodes 693 amino acids. Gene Ontology annotation, cellular component: nucleus. Lineage: Eukaryota; Metazoa; Chordata; Actinopteri; Pleuronectiformes; Pleuronectidae. The record is from RefSeq and is a predicted model, not a curated record. Gene Ontology annotation, biological process: regulation of mitotic nuclear division; negative regulation of meiotic nuclear division. The transcript is spliced from 6 exons. Gene Ontology annotation, molecular function: zinc ion binding; protein binding.